GGAGCGGGGAGGGGGUUCCGGUCAUCUGUGUCAGAACACAGGCGGUGCGGUGGCGCCAGGCCUGCUCCAGGCCAAGCGGCAGAGACAGCCAACGGGCACCGGGCCUCUCCACUAGGGGGACCUGCGGCCUCCGCGCGGAGCCAGCUUCCGGCCACCACUGAACCCAGGAGAGUGAGGGCUGCCACGAGGGAGCGACACCGGGGGCCACACAGGAGGCGGCAGGAGGCCCCGAAGUGCCAUGGAGUCCCCCAUCGCCAGCUCUCUGCGCCUGCUCCUCUGGCUGCUGCUUCUCCGGCCCCGGCUGGGCGCGGACCCCAGGGACAGCGUGACGCCCCCUUCCCCAGGAGGCAUCCCUAAGGCCGCGCCCUCACCUACAGCGACCUCGAAACCAGAGGUCCUUCCCAAAGCCUGCGGCCAGAGGAGGAUUGUCGGGGGAAGGCCAGCCGCGGAGCGGAAGUGGCCCUGGCAGGUCAGCCUGCAGGUCCAGGGCGAACACGUGUGCGGGGGCUCCCUCAUCAGCAGCCGGUGGGUGCUGACUGCAGCCCACUGCAUACACACUUUUGUGGACUACACGGUGAAGCUGGGAGACACAAACCUGAACCAAACAGCCUCAACAGCCUUUGUGGUCCAAGCCAGAGACAUUGUUAUGCACCAAGAUUUCACCCGAAUUGGAGGACUCUUCAACGACAUCGCCCUGGUGUUGCUGUCCUCCCCUGUGAAUUACUCCACCCACAUCCAGCCCGUGUGCCUCCCUGCCGUGUCCUUCCAGUUAGAAGCUGGUACAGAGUGCUGGGUGACUGGAUGGGGCAAAAGAAGAGAAGAAGAAGAGCCAGGGCAAGAGCCAACUGAGCUUCAGGAGGUGAAUGUGAAAAUAGUUAACCAUGGGGAAUGUAAUUCGCUCCUCAAGAAAAGCCUGAAGGUGUCCAUCAACCCAGUCAGGCAAGGGGCCAUCUGUGCUUACAGUGAAGGAAAGGACUCCUGCCAGGGAGACUCUGGCGGCCCUCUUGCCUGCGAGUUUAAUAAUACAUGGGUACAGAUGGGUGUUGUGAGCUGGGGCAUUGGCUGUGGCCGCAAAGGACUUCCAGGAGUCUAUACAGAUGUCCGUUACUACAGGGACUGGAUUGUGAGACACAUGAGUCGGUCUACACGCUGGGACUCAGCCAGCUUCCUCAUCCCAUGCCUGUGUCUGCUGCUGCACCUGGCACCCUGGUGACCCCAUGCUCAUCCUGCCCGCUCCCCCUGUUCUGAGUCUUCCACUAGGCCCCUCCUCUGACCCCCUUUUCCUUCCAAUGCCCUGGCUUCAAGUUCCGGUUUGACCCCUCACCCCUGGGGAGCCCACAGUGGAGCAGAGGAGGGGACUGGGCCUGCAAAGGGUCCGGCCCGGUGCUCUGGUCACCUGCUUCUCACACCUACACCUGGCCUGCUCUGCCUGAGGGAAAGAGGUGAGGCCUGGCCAGAGGCCCAGCGUCCUGCCGGGGGAGCCCGGUGACCCCAGACGUGUUGGAGAACAUCUGCAAAGCAGAGGCGUCCCCUGUGGUGGAGCAGAUCCUAGACCCGGCCUUGGUGUCAGGCUGUGCCCUGAGCCUGUGAGAGGUCAGCCAGCUGGGGACUGGAGAGAGAGAGAGAAGGAGGCUGGGACUUCCACGUGGGGCUGUGUCUGGGCUGGCAGAAAUUCCCUACAUUGUGGCCCGGGCCCAUGUCUCAGGAACAGCCUGGGGAGCAGCAGCCUUGGCUGGGGUCCCUGGUCCAGCUCUUCCUUGCUCACGGUCCUUGUGGCUACUCCACGGGUAAUCCAAGUUUGUGUUGAGGCUGUUUUGGAGUGUGCAGACUUCAGAGUGUACCGAAUAAACGUUUGG
Messenger RNA from Fukomys damarensis (Damara mole-rat), 1856 nucleotides. RefSeq names its product serine protease 44. Bases 239 to 1213 code for a protein of 324 amino acids. NCBI's taxonomy places the organism in Eukaryota, Metazoa, Chordata, Mammalia, Rodentia, Bathyergidae. Gene Ontology annotation, molecular function: serine-type endopeptidase activity. The record is from RefSeq and is a predicted model, not a curated record. Gene Ontology annotation, biological process: proteolysis. The transcript is spliced from 5 exons.